This is a messenger RNA of Penicillium cataractarum, 1386 nucleotides long. RefSeq names its product MFS transporter. The record is from RefSeq and is a predicted model, not a curated record. Gene Ontology annotation, cellular component: membrane. Bases 1 to 1386 code for a protein of 461 amino acids. The transcript is spliced from 3 exons. Lineage: Eukaryota; Fungi; Ascomycota; Eurotiomycetes; Eurotiales; Aspergillaceae. Gene Ontology annotation, molecular function: transmembrane transporter activity. Gene Ontology annotation, biological process: transmembrane transport.
AUGGCUACAGAGCAGACUAUCCUUGCUGAUCCGAGCCUUGCUGGCCCACCCUCAGUCUCUCCUAGUGAUGAGAUACACCCUACAUCUACCCCGGUGACUCCAAGAUCCGAGGAUGACACUCCUCCACUGCAUGCUGUCAACGUCGCCCUCCGAUGGAAUGGGUCAAAGACUAUGAUAUGGAGGGUCCUCGCAACAUUCUGGUGUGCAUUUGUGAUGGGCUCCAACGACGCUGCAUAUGGAUCUAUCAUUCCUUACCUCGAGCUUUCCUACCAGAAGAACUAUACGGUUAUUUCACUGGUGUUCCUGUCGCCAUUCUUUGGCUACACUGUGUCUGCCAUCCUAAGUAACCUGAUUCAUCAACGUCUCGGCCGUCGAGGGGUGGCGUUUAUCGGACCAGCAUGUCAUGUACUGGCCUUUGCAGUCAUAUCGACUAACCCGCCAUUCCCAGUCCUGGUGAUCAUGUAUAUCUUUGUUGGGCUGGGAAGUGGUAUUCAGAAUGCGGGGUGGAACGUGUGGAUUAGCAGUCUGGCGAAUUCCCACGAAGUACUCGGUUGUUUCCAUGGAUUCUACGGUGUGGGAGCUACAGUUAGUCCUCUGGUAGCGACAACUCUGAUCACGAAAGCUGGCUGGCAGUGGAACUCAUACUAUUAUCUGCUGGCUGACGAAUACCCCAAGACUGGAGCCGCUGUCCUUGAACUCAUCAAUGCCACCAGCGCCUUCUGGACAGAAACAGGCACCAAGUAUCAACAGGAUCACCCAUCUGCCCCAGGCAGAGAAGGAGGUGGAUCCCUCAAUCAGACAAGACUAUCUCUCACAUACAGAGUUACCUGGGUAUGCGCCAUCUUCCUGUUCCUCUAUGGCGGCUGCGAAGUCGCUAUUGGAGGAUGGAUCGUCGUGUUCAUGACGAACGUCCGCCACGGCAGUCCCUUUGCAUCCGGUAUGGCCGAAACAGGCUUCUGGCUCGGCGUCACGGUUGGCCGAUUCGUGCUAGGAUUUGUCUCUCCUCGCAUUGGAGAGAAACUCUCCAUUAUCGUCUACAUUGUUCUUGCCAUCGCGCUGGAACUGAUUUUCUGGCUCGUUCCUGAUUUCAUCGUUUCGGCGGUGGCAGUCGCGCUGGUUGGGUUUUUCCUGGGAACAAUUUUCCCGGGUGUUGUGGUCGUUGCUACUCGGAUGUUGCCAAAGCAUUUGCAUGUCGCGGCUAUUGGGUUUGCGGCUGCGUUUUCUAUGGGUGGAGGGGCUGUCUUUCCUUUUAUGAUUGGUGCUAUUGCGCAGGCUAAGGGAGUAUCGGUGCUACAACCCAUUUUGCUGGCGAUGUUGGCUGUGGCUCUCAUGAUUUGGGGCACGCUGCUUCGGGCUCCAUCGCAACAGUCGCAGCAUCAAGUUUGA